Purpureocillium takamizusanense is the source of this 1426-nucleotide messenger RNA. Its product is annotated as Salicylate 1-monooxygenase. The transcript is spliced from 3 exons. The record is from RefSeq and is a predicted model, not a curated record. Gene Ontology annotation, biological process: secondary metabolite biosynthetic process. Bases 23 to 1426 code for a protein of 467 amino acids. Gene Ontology annotation, molecular function: monooxygenase activity; FAD binding. Lineage: Eukaryota; Fungi; Ascomycota; Sordariomycetes; Hypocreales; Ophiocordycipitaceae.
UUGAAACACAUCGCCCAAGCCCAUGUCGCCGCACGCCACAGACCACCCGCCACGCCCCGGUGGUCCGACUCCCAUCGAGCGGGAGCAUCUGCGCAUCGCCAUCAUCGGCGCCGGCAUGGGCGGGCUGGGUUGCGCUCUGGCCCUUGCGAAAAUGGGCUUCGGCGACAUCCACGUCUACGAACACGCGCCCGGGCUGGGCUUCGUCGGGGCGGGGAUCCAGCUCGCGCCCAACCUGGUGCGCGUGCUCGACCGCCUGGGCUGCUGGAAGGGCAUCGAGGCCGAGGCGACCGAUGUGCUCGAAACGAGCAUCCGAGACGGCUGCUCCAACGAGGAGCUCACCCACGUUUACAUGCCUGACAUACGACAAAAAUAUGGCCAUCCUCAUUGCACCGGCCACCGCGCCUCCCUCGCCGGCGGACUUUACGAGGCGUGCAAGGCCCAGCCCGCCGUCACGUUCCAUUUCGGCCACACAUUGUCCAGCAUCGAUGCUUUCGAACCAAAGGCCGUCUUCACGGUGACACCUCGCCAAGGCAGCCCGUGUCAAGUCAUUGCCGACGUCCUUCUCGCCGCCGAUGGCGUCAAGUCUGUGGCUCGAACGCACCUGAUGCAGCGUCUCGGCGCAACCGUCCAUGUCGAGGAUACCGGACAGGCCGCAUACCGUGUCAUGCUGCCCCGCGACAAGAUGGCCGCCGACCCGGAGAUGCUGGCCCUACUCGAUAGCAACCAAGUCACGCGAUGGAUCGGAGAGAGGCGCCACUGGAUAUGCUACCCCAUCGCAUCGCGGACAAUCUACAACAUGUCCUCGAUCCAGCCAGACGUCAACUUCGCCUCGGUACCGUCCGUGACGUACACGACCAAAGGAUCCAAGGCCGCCAUGCUUCAGACGUUUGACGACUUCUGUCCGUUGGUCCGCCGCAUGCUGGGUCUGGUCCCAGAUGGGGAUGUCUGUGAAUGGAAACUGCGGGUGCACAAGCCACUGCCGGCAUGGGUUCACGGCUCCGUGGCCCUCGUUGGCGAUGCAUGCCACCCAACGCUGCCGCACCUGAAUCAAGGCGCCUCCAUGGCCAUCGAGGACGGCGCCGUGCUGGCAGAGGUCUUGAGUCGAGCACCAAGCUCGUCGCCUGACGCCAUCAACAAGUGUCUCCGCGUGUACGAACUCCUGCGAAAAGAGCGCACCACGACGCUUGUCGACCUGGCGGCUCACUCGGGGCGCGUCUUACACCUCGGCGAGGGCAGGGCCAAAGACGAACGCGACCGGGAAUUUGCUGCAUCCAGGGCCAAAGGAUCCAGCGUCCCGGACAAGUGGGCCUCGCCGGACGUGCAGAAGAUGAUAUACUCGCACGACUGCAUGCUCGAGGCCGGGGAUCGAUUUGAAGCGCUGUUCAGUCAUCUCAACCAACAAGAGCCCCCUGGAAUCGAGAGGUAG